AUCAGUUAUUCACCUUCCUAGAUCUGAGGAGAGGCUCUUUCAGCGGGACCAUAUGCUGACUAAUGCUGGAAAAUUGUGUCCAUAACAUCUCACUGUUAGUGGAAACCCAGAAAAGAAAAAGGCCAGGAUGGCAAGCUUCCCUGAAAUGAUUCCUGCAGCUUCACAACCAGGCCAACUCUAACUUCACUUCCAGGGCAGAAAUCAAAUGGAGGGGCAGAAACAACCUUGGUAUGAUAACAAUGAAGGAAAAGAAUGCAUUCCAAGCUUGUGUGCCUUUUGUUCUGCGGAACUAUAUAAACACUCAGACUCAGGCCCUCUUGCAUCUUGUAAGCACACACGGACACUCUGGUUGCCCUUUUCUUGGACCAAAGAUGGGUGCCUCCUUCAGUGCCUUCAACAAAUUUGGACUCCCAGGGCUGAGCACGGCAACUACCAAGCAAGUUUAUGAACGACAUUUCAAGAACAAGAAGACAAGCAAGUUUGAGGACUUCCAUAUUGCUUAUAUCGAGUUCUGCAAGUAUUUCAACACUGUAAUGCCCGGUCAAGAUUUCGACACUCCAUCGCUCGAAAAGAUUCAGGAGUUUUUUGAGAACGUCUGGUUGCCAGAGAAUGACGACGAGACAAGGAAGGACUUGUUUCUCAAGUUCAUGAAGGAGAAUGUCAAGGAAGCGACGGUGGACGACAGCUUCUUCAUCGUGGCAGGGGUCGCCGCACCCGUGGCGGCUGUCAUCGGCAAGAGGGCCAGCGGGCACAUCCCCUACGUCAAGAGCCUGAGGCUGGACAUGGUCCCCAACGUCAUCUUCGUGCCGGUGGUCACGCUCUUCGGCAUCAUGGGAGCCACCGCGUGGCAGAUGAGCAGCAAGAGCGCUGCGAAGAAAGAGGAGGCCAAGGAAGACGAGAAGCGUGCGGCAGAGCAGCGCAAGGAUCAAACCAAGGCGCCUUAGACUCUUGCCUUGUUUACCUCUGGUAUAUGCGUUGAAAAGCGAUAUGGAUGACUCGAUUACCUACUCGGUCAAUAACCAAGAGUUUUAUUUGGAACAUUUUAUGGUGCAUAAAUAAUCUCCUCGGUACAAAGUGUAAA
Messenger RNA from Panicum virgatum (switchgrass), 1081 nucleotides. RefSeq lists its product as uncharacterized. NCBI's taxonomy places the organism in Eukaryota, Viridiplantae, Streptophyta, Magnoliopsida, Poales, Poaceae. The record is from RefSeq and is a predicted model, not a curated record. Bases 231 to 944 code for a protein of 237 amino acids. The transcript is spliced from 5 exons.